Messenger RNA from Heterostelium album PN500, 540 nucleotides. RefSeq lists its product as uncharacterized. Bases 1 to 540 code for a protein of 179 amino acids. The record is from RefSeq and is a predicted model, not a curated record. The transcript is spliced from 5 exons. Lineage: Eukaryota; Evosea; Eumycetozoa; Acytosteliales; Acytosteliaceae.
AUGAGCAAAGCCAUCGAACUAAACACUUUGAAUAAAACAGAUGAAAUUAGAUGUUGGUAUGUUCAAAACAACAUAACAUUCCAAUGGUAUCACUAUUUCUUUCUAACUAAUUCAUCAUCCUUUUUCAUUCCAAUGUUUGAAAAAGAAUGGAGACAACUCUUGGAUUUGGUCGAAUAUUUGAGUAGUGUCAAUGUUUGUGCUGAUCUAUUCCCAUUGUAUCAAGCUCAUCCGAAGCAAUUGAAUAACAACAAUAAUAAUCAUCUUCAUAGCCAUACAACAUCGACAUCACAAUCGAAUCUAAACAACCUUUUAAAAAAAGAUAUUAAACCCAAAUUGCUUAGUGGAUCUUGUCAACCAAGGAUACAAUGUCAUCCAAUAUCUCUGGAACAUCUCAUAUUUCUCUGUAUCACCUAUAGUAUAAAUAGGAAAGCUGCAGCAACAUCAACUACAACAUCUACUACAACAAACGUUUAUCGUCAACAAACUAGAAAUAAUGAUAGCAAUCAUGAUAAUAGAGCAUUAAAGAAAGAAAUGGUAUAA